AUGGUAAAUCGAGCUAUUAGAGUACGACAUCUCGUACAAACCACAAGGCCCCAUAAAAGCCCAGUUCUUAUCCGUAACUAUGAGCUGAACUUGGAAGAAGGGAAAACAUGGAUAUUAUUAGUUUAUGGGGCCUCUAACCUCAGUGGUAGCAACACGACACUACUGCAGAAAAGGCUUUUUACGUCGGUUAAAAUGGGUCUUCUACGUCGGUUAAAGCGACGACAUAGAUACAGGGGUCAUAGAAA
Sphenostylis stenocarpa is the source of this 245-nucleotide messenger RNA. The record is from the annotation of a GenBank genome assembly. Lineage: Eukaryota; Viridiplantae; Streptophyta; Magnoliopsida; Fabales; Fabaceae.